AUGGGACAGCUUCUUAGGUAUCAAGAUCAUGCUCACCCAAAUGUCAACAUCAAGGACCCAGACUCCGUUCCCAGCAUUAAUAGUGCACUGUUGGACAAAAUCUCGGAAAGCCAGAGAGCUGCUGUAAGACCUAUGGUCUUUUCAGCCUUCGCAUGGUAUUUUAUUGUCGCCCGACGGACGCAGGUCAUCAGCUCACAUUGGCUUUUCUUCGGGUCCUUCGCACAUCCUCCGUCCGUCCUAUCCAUAUCCUCUGUUGGUUCAUUGCUAUCAUUCCUCGCACACACUGCUGCUAUGCUGAAUAAUGAACAGAAGGACAGUGAAAGGAAGAAAGCUGAAGCUGAUCUACGGAAGCUUGAUGAUGUUGACAUUGAUGAUGACAUUGAUGAUGACUCUGACAAGGAGAAUAUUUCUCCUUAUCAUGCCCCCAAGCAGCUGUCUCCACCUCAUGCUUCCACCAAGCGCAUCUGUCGUGAGCAAACAGGAACUGAAUGGCAGUCUGUCCUUGAUGUUAUCAAACACGGCAAGGAGAUACAGAGCAAGCAGAAUGAAGCUGUCAUUGAGGAGAUGAAGGCUUGUACAGCUGUUCUCGAGUGA
Suillus fuscotomentosus is the source of this 594-nucleotide messenger RNA. RefSeq lists its product as uncharacterized. NCBI's taxonomy places the organism in Eukaryota, Fungi, Basidiomycota, Agaricomycetes, Boletales, Suillaceae. The coding region runs from base 1 to 594 and encodes 197 amino acids. The record is from RefSeq and is a predicted model, not a curated record. The transcript is spliced from 6 exons.